AUUUUUUCUUGACCGUUUUCUUGAGAGCUGCAUACAGGGCUUUAGUAUCCAGCUCUUAAGAAAAUGCACAAGAAAAUGUUCGUGUUCUUUCUUCUGCUUGAAAUAGUAGUAGGCCAGUAAUUUUGAUGUUUGAUAAUGCACCGUGAAUAGUAAACAAUGGCAGAAGAAGAGCGGUAAAAAGUAAACAAAAGAAACAAUCUUUUGCCUAUGACCAAUUUGAGAUAGUUUUCACUGAUAUCGGAACAUCACUAUAUCUACCGAAGAAAUCUAUUUGUCGGACAGUCGACUUUUAAAAGCAUUAAAAUUGUACCAUUUUUUAUAUCGAAAUAUUUUCGACAUCCCUAUUUUCAAAUUGUUCUGUCUUACCAAUAUAUAAUCACACAUUCUACAAAACUAUUUUUUGCCGACUAAGACUUGAAUUAUCAAUACGGCAGUGGUGAAAAGUUCAGAUGGAUUUAUCAAAUAUAUGCCGUGCCUGUUUGUCGCCGGAAGAUCGGGUGCAUCUGCUAGAUUGGUAUCAGCCUGUUGACUCUUUGGAUAUAUCAUACAAAGAGUGUUUUUGUAAAUGUACACAAAUUAAUUUAAGUUUGAAAGAUGAUCCAAAUGGACUCGAUGAUGCCCGGAUGCAAUAUCUAUGCCUUGAUUGUGCCCAAAAACUUAAAGACGUUUAUGAUUUUAUUGAAAAGGCGAGAAGGGCUGAUAAUGAAUUACGUUGCACACAAACGGAAAAAGUGAAGAUAGAAAGUAUAGCCAACACUUUUGAAUGGGUUCCAGUACAUGAAGAGCUAAUGGAAGUAACUAAGAUGCCAGAUACUGUAGAUAUGGAUCACGUAGAGGAUAUAAAAGUAUCACCAGAAUGGAAUGAACACUUUAUGGAUGAUGAUGAAACAUCUGCAUCAAAUGAUAUCGAACACGAAAUAAAUAUUGAUAAAAAACUUAGUACUGACACUACAACAACAACAUUGUUUCUAGUUGAAUCGGAUAAGGAUAUGCAGAGCGGCAAUAACUUAAAUGAAGCUGGGCUGGUCUUAUCGAAAAAAAGUAAACAACUCAAUCUUGCUCAUACAAGACCUAAAAACGUAAAGAAAACAAACAAAGUAAAAUCCGAGGUGAAAACAAAAAAGAAAGUCAAGGACAUGUCUGAGCCGGUGAAGUGUGAAGAAUGUGGGAAAAUAAUGAAGAGAAGCUCAUUAAAAAAACAUAAGCAACGUCAUAAACCAAAAACUUUUCUUUGUCAGGCCUGCCCAAAAACAUUUAAGGAGUCAUGUGCCCUAAAAAAUCAUGAGCUCUGUCACAAUGAGAAUCGGGAAAGAUUUCCGUGCGACAUCUGUAACCAAAGCUUUUUAACUCCGUAUACAUACAAAAAACACAGGCUAACGCACGAAACCAACCGCAAACCAAUAUAUCAAUGUGCUCAGUGUGAAAAAUCAUUUCUUCAUAAAAAUGGUCUAACAAUCCACGAGCUCCAUCACAAGGGAGCUACGAUAGA
Messenger RNA from Rhagoletis pomonella (apple maggot), 1489 nucleotides. RefSeq names its product zinc finger protein 85-like. The record is from RefSeq and is a predicted model, not a curated record. Lineage: Eukaryota; Metazoa; Arthropoda; Insecta; Diptera; Tephritidae. Gene Ontology annotation, biological process: regulation of transcription by RNA polymerase II. Gene Ontology annotation, cellular component: nucleus. Gene Ontology annotation, molecular function: DNA-binding transcription factor activity, RNA polymerase II-specific; zinc ion binding; RNA polymerase II cis-regulatory region sequence-specific DNA binding.